GUGUAAUUGGUUAUUGAUGAAAGGCUAUCGGGGACAGGGAAUAACCUACUUUGAAUUAAGGAGAAAAUCGGCUUUAAUAACAGGUAGUUGAAGUGAGUGAGAACGGAUCAGCCUCACUCAAAGGAAGUUUCUGAGAUGGAAGCAGCUCACAUCAGCCCAGAGCUUCCUAUUCGAUGGGUUGUUUCUGCAGACAGGACUGUUGAGAUCAAGGAGGAAGUGACUGAGCUGGGGUGUGACCAGGCCAAUGAGCGGAUCCUGCAGGAGGAAACGCCACCUGCUAGCAUCACUGAGAGAGGUACCAAUAUGAAGCUUCCUGAACUGAAGCCUGUCCCUGUUAAACCAGAAGUAAUCAAGCUUGAGCCUUUAUUAAAUGAAGGAAAGGAAUCUCUUGACAUGUAUGCUAAUGGAGAAGAGGGGACUGAGCUGGGUUCCAUUCAGAGGAAACAUCACAUCUCCCAGCAAGAGGCUAUCCAAAUACAUCCUUCAUCACAACAUGAACCAAGGUCACCUUCACCCUGUGGGACAACAACAUUAGAAAAAACACACCAUCAAAUUCACACAGAAGAUAAACCAUACCACUGUAAUGUUUGUGAGAAGAGUUUCACUCAGGUAGGAACACUAAAACAACACCAGCAAAUUCACACAGGAGAGAAACCACACCAGUGUUAUGAAUGUGGGAAGUGCUUUGCUGUAUUGGGAAAACUUAAACAACACCAGCAAAUUCACACAGGACAGAAACCACACCAGUGUAAUGAUUGUGGGAAGCAGUUUGCUGUAUUGGGAAAACUUAAACACCACCAGCAAAUUCACACAGGACGGAAACCACACCAAUGUAGUGAGUGUGGAAAGAGCUUCACUGAAAUAGGAAAUCUUAAAAAACACCAGCGAACUCACACAGGAGAGAAACCACACCAGUGUACUGUAUGUGGGAAUAGCUUUACUGUAUUAGGAAACCUUAAACAACACCAGCGAAUUCACACAGGAGAGAAGCCACACCAGUGUAGCGAGUGUGGAAAGAGCUUCACUCAAUUACAAAGUAUUAAAAAACACCUCCGUAUUCACACAGGAGAGAAACCACACCAGUGUAAUGAAUGUGGAAAGAGCUUCACCGAAAUAGGGAAUCUUAAAAAACACCAGCGAGUUCACACAGGAGAAAAACCACACCAGUGUAGUGAAUGUGAGAAGAGCUUUGCUGAAUUAGGAAACUUUAAAAAACACCAGCAAGUUCACACAGGAGAGAAACCUCACCACUGUAUAAGUUGUGGGAAGAGCUUUACUCGGUUAGGAAGCCUUAAAAAACACCAGCGAAUUCACACAGCGGUGAAACCAUAACCAUUGUGCUGAAUGUAGGGAAAGGUUUGAUUUGGUGGGACACCUUAAACCACCAGAAAACUCAUGUAGGAGGCUGUGUGGUCCAGUGGUUAAAGAAAAGGGCUUGUAUCCAGGAGGUCCCCGGUUCAAAUCCCACCUCAGCCACUGACUCAUUGUGUGACCCUGAGCAAGUCACUUAACCUCCUUGUGCUCCGUCUUUCGGGUGAGACGUAGUUGUAAGUGACUCUGCAGCUGAUGCAUAGUUCACACACCUCUCUGUAAGUCGCCGUGGAUAAAGGCGUCUGCUAAAUAAACAAAUAAUAAUGUAGGACAGAAACCCUGUAACUGAAGAGAUGAACUUGUUUGAAUCAAGUGAAAACAUUUAAAUGUGAUGAAAACAAACACAUUUUUUGUCAUACUAUUCAAUACUUAAGUAUAUUGGAAACUAGUAAAACACAUAUCAAUAGUAUUAGUCAUUAUACACGCAGUACCUUGAAAAUGUUAUUUAAACAUGGUAUGCUGGAAUUCAGUAUUGUUUAACUGCAUUUAAAACAUGUAUCACACUGGCUUGAAAGACAUUGAAUUUCAAAGUUAUUUUUAUGAUUUUAUGAUUGUAUAACUAAUUAAUUUAGGUGGUAGAAUAUAUACAAGAAAACAGUUGAGUAAAUCCAUAUGAACUGAAGCUCUCCCAACUAGUAUAGAUUACAAAAAAAGCAACAAUAGUCAUAAUAUGUGUUGUACAAAAAGAAAAAAAUGACUUGGAGGAGUUCAUUGAAGUGAACAUGUUUUUGUGAAACAGUACCAGGCCAUAAAACUCACAAGAGCUGCUGCAUUCCUGUAGGUUCAUACACAUUCGUGUCGCUGGCACUGAAACUGUGGAAUUAGCUGCCACCAUCUGCAGGAGGUACCACACAUAAGACCAGCAAAAGAACAGGAGAUAUUUGACACAUAAAUUAAAUAUUACACUUCAUGAAAAGUCAUAAGACUGGAUUCUGGAAUGGAAAUGGAAACACAGUCAUUUUUAUAGUAAAUACCAGUGGUAUACCCCUCCUACUAGCCAGCCUGUGUUUUUACUUCCUUUCCCAUUGGAAAGGCUGUGCAUUUGAGACCACAUAGUUCUCAUGAGAGUGUGCUAGCGACAGUACAGUAGGAGUCUCUGAUAGUAUCUGGCAGAUACAAAGUGAACGCUAUGAAUGAAACACAAUCGACAGCGAUGGAAACGAGUUCAGCAUCACCCUACAGAAUAACUCAUUGUGCUUCAUAAAGUCGAAUGAAACCAGCCGAACAAUGUUACGUUAACAUUAUAAAUUACAUAUCACUUUGUAGUUCUCUAUAGUACUUAACGAAAAACUGACAAAUUGAAAAAGGUGGCAUUUCGAAAUCUAACAUGAAAUACUACUGUCCUGCUUCUGUUUAGACUUUUGCAAUAUCAUUUUGUAGUUUCUUUGAUUACAUAAUGUUAAAUAAAAGAUCUAAAUUAUGUUCAUACAUAGUGUUGUUAUUAUUUUUAAAUUGUCUCAAUCCUAAUAUUAUAUGUUAUUAGUAUUUAUUUCGUAGUAGAUACCCUUAUCUAGGGCAACUUACAAUUGUUAUAAGAUACCACAUUAUUUUUACACACAAUUACCCAUUUAUACAGUUAGGUUUUUACUGGAGCAAUCUAGGUAAAAUACCUUGCUCAAGGGUACAGCAGCAGUGUCCCCCACCUGGGAUUGAACCCACGACCCUCCAGUCAAGAGUCCAGAGCCCUAACCACUACUCCACACUGCUGUGAUGCAAAACUUUUGGCCAUAGGUGUACAACAGUAUUAGCAGCUAAAAUCAAGUGAAAUUCCAGUAGUGUGCAUUUUGCAGGUGUCAAACUUUCCCUUCUCUAUGGCUAAUAAAACAGUCACGAGUAAGUUUAUUUGGAAAUACACAAUUAAGAUCCAAUUUCCAUACCUUCCAUACUGUUUGGGUUUUGAGUACUGGUGCUAUCGUGGUUUGUGCAGAGCUUAUUAGUCUGUUGAUGUACUGGUGACUAAAAAGUGUUAAAUUGUGCGAUCCAAGUCAGCCUUACAACACGUAAAAUGUUUCUGCAGAUCACAUUAUUAAUAUCACUGUUCUGUUGUGAUGAUGCAAACUGCAUUGCUCGUACUGCGCUCACCUGUGACUCAAGGCUGCUGAGUACCUGCCACUUCUCCCACUGUUCACCUGUUAUAACCGCACCGCGUGCAAAAUGAAGUUUUUAUUUUUCAUUUGAAUUCACUUGAAAGAGAAAGCACAGAGAUUUAUUUUUUCUUGUGUUUCAAGCUGGUUUGCAACAAGUGGUUUUGUUUUUGCGGUGGUGAAACACGAUGUUCGGGUCUGCUAACACAGACAUACAAGAAUGCAUGCAGAUCUCAGAUGUUAUUUUUAUAAUGGGAGCUAUUACGCCUCUAUAAAUGGUCUAGCUAUGUGUUUUCGGGUAUGGAGUCAUAAAUGCUAUUUAUAUAUUCUGAAAUGCAAUUAACUGUACUGCACAUUCACAUUUAGUAGCAACAUAUUGAUCAUUUCCUCAGUGAAACAACAAUACAGUUUACAAGAAACUGUGAAUAAACAUGUAGAUGUUAUAAAACUAUAUUAAUAAGAGUUAUAACUUGAUGAGCACAACUCAAGUGACACCAGCAGCCUUUGAGGCGGGGGUUAUUGUCCAACAACUAUCUAGGAGAAGAUAUUUGAUUACACCCAAAUAUGGGGGUAUACAAUUAUCAAAUGAAUAGAUUGUCUUUGUUCUGUGACCUAAAAAUUCAAGGAACCAUCUGUCCAGAUCCAUGCUGCUGAAUAUAUAUAUAUAUAUUCUUAUAUAUUCAUGCUGCUGAAUAUAACAUUCAACCCCCCUUCUUCGUCUAAAAAUAGUUUUGGUCCAGGAUUGACCAUAACUGACCUACAGUAGCCGGUCUGUUCUGUGUUUUCAGACUAGUUAAACGUGACGAAACUACUUAUUAAAAACAAAUGUACAUCCUGCAAAAAUUGCACCACUAGCAUGUGUGUGUCCUGAAGCGUCGUUAGUAACUGAAGAGUUGAAACAGUUGCUCUGAUUUGGUGUAGGAAUGUUAUUACUAGGCAUUGUGGGAAUGCUAAUGCAGUUACUGAACAUGUUACCAAUCACAAGGACUAUGAUUUCCCAUUGUUUUGUUUGUUGAAAUCUAAAAUUAUGUUUGACCACCCUACUACAAUCCUUUCAAGACAAUCAUGAUUAUCAUGAUAAUUGUUAGUCAAUAAUCAAUAGUUAAAAAUAAAUCAAGAUGGUGAGCACACCUUUAACCCCUUUACAGCCCAGCGUUUCUGUCAGACGUCACCCCACAGCCAAGCAUUUUAUGACCGAUUUUACCACAGUCUUGUGUUGCUAUAAAAAAGUUAUUUGGAGACAGUAGAGUGAAAAAUGAUUUUUUAUUUCCAGACCCUUGCUAGAACACACUACCACAUUUUCA
Messenger RNA from Acipenser ruthenus (sterlet), 4759 nucleotides. Its product is annotated as zinc finger protein 501-like. The record is from RefSeq and is a predicted model, not a curated record. Gene Ontology annotation, molecular function: RNA polymerase II cis-regulatory region sequence-specific DNA binding; DNA-binding transcription factor activity, RNA polymerase II-specific. The transcript has 3 exons. Gene Ontology annotation, biological process: regulation of cytokine production; negative regulation of transcription by RNA polymerase II; regulation of immune system process. Lineage: Eukaryota; Metazoa; Chordata; Actinopteri; Acipenseriformes; Acipenseridae. Bases 136 to 1332 code for a protein of 398 amino acids. Gene Ontology annotation, cellular component: nucleus.